GUUAGCUUGUCCGGCAACUACAUUACGGUUACUAACGCUUCUCCUUGUUCUUCAAAUUAAUAAACUCAUUAUCUACCUCUUAAGCACUAAUACAAUGGACUACGGAGUUGAGUCCUCAGUGAAAUGAAAAAUAGUUUUCGAACACGACACGGGCGCAGUCUGUUACGUUAUUAUUGCUGUCGCAUUAUUUACAGCGUAAGGCUAACGUCAACAUAAAAUAUAAAACGCAAUUUAUUUUGAACAUGCUUUAUUUACAAAAAUAACAAACAAAUCACUUUAUGUCCAUCGGGGAUGUGACGUAUAGCUGUACUUAUCAUUUUAUUGUGGCGAAAGACAUUCAUAACAACCAGUUGCUCCACACUUCCGUAUAGCUUUUAUUUUGAAACGUAUCACCGGAUGUUUCCUACAUCCUUCACGGUGCCGCAGCAGCAGGGGAGGAGAAUUUGGCCGCAGGAUGAUGAUGAGGAUGAGGAUAAUGGCGUUCACUUGGCUGUUGGUGCUGGAGUUGGUGCUGUACGCCAGCUGCUUCGUCUGCGGGAUUGUCACCGCCGCGUCCCUCACCGUCGUUCAGGGUAAUUUUGAUGGCCGCUGCCCGCUCUAUGGAGUUGUGAGCUACAACUCGACCGCAAACGUCCUCGGGGUUCAGGCGUCCAGCUCCGCCUCCUUGUGCUACUUCGUUUCGGCCGUCUCAGUCACGGUGGCCGUGGUGUGCUUCUCGCUGUCCCUCUACUGGUUGCACGCCAUCUGCAUCGACGGCGUCGUUCGCAGGGAGCGCGUGUGGAUGAACGGGGCGGUGAUCGUGUGCGGCGUCUUCCUCUUCUUCCUGCUCAUCUCGGGCUGCAUGCUCAAGAUCGGACAGGAUGCGCUUUGCGACUCCGUGACGCGCGGCGUUCCCAACGUCACCAGCUGCGAGGAGGCCCAGACGAAGAAGUGGGUCGGUCCGAUCAAGGGCGAGAAUUUCUACAGCGGCCUACGAAAAGCAGAGACGGCCGCGUGGGUCAACUUCUUCCUCUGGCUCUUCAUCGGCGUGCUGUUCAUCAUUCAGAGGCGCCAGACCUCGGGGGCAAAGGUGCUCGCGGGAAGCACGGACGGGGCGGCCGGCGAGACGGAGCCCUUUUUCAACUGUCCCGCGAGGCCUCAAUGACGCGGCACCGUAGCUACGCACACACAGCCUUUUUUUUUUUUGUUUGUUUUUUGUACAGACUCUGUUUUUAUUCACGAAAUCCCACACUUAUUGGCUUUGUGUUUGUUUUUAGUAUAUAUAUUGUAUUUAAUGAGUCUGGCAAGUGUUAUUUUAAACAAUCACAGGACUAUGUCCAAUCUACA
This is a messenger RNA of Phyllopteryx taeniolatus (common seadragon), 1326 nucleotides long. RefSeq names its product transmembrane protein 179Ba (gene tmem179ba). The transcript is spliced from 5 exons. The record is from RefSeq and is a predicted model, not a curated record. The coding region runs from base 455 to 1144 and encodes 229 amino acids. Lineage: Eukaryota; Metazoa; Chordata; Actinopteri; Syngnathiformes; Syngnathidae.